This is a messenger RNA of Daphnia pulicaria, 3363 nucleotides long. Its product is annotated as nucleolar protein dao-5-like. The record is from RefSeq and is a predicted model, not a curated record. Bases 505 to 2751 code for a protein of 748 amino acids. Gene Ontology annotation, molecular function: DNA binding. Lineage: Eukaryota; Metazoa; Arthropoda; Branchiopoda; Diplostraca; Daphniidae. The transcript is spliced from 16 exons.
UUGCGUACUGGAACAGCUGAUUACCCCAGAUGAAUUAUUUUUUAAAAACUCUUCUAUCAAUAAAUAAUCACAAUAAAUUUAAAAUUUAUUUAUGUAAACCACACACUCUAACGGGAGUCCCCGACUCAAUUUGAUAAAAAAUCAAUUCGAUAAAAAAAACUGUCUACACGUCACAACGUUGCAAUAGCAUUGGAAAAAGCCAUGAAAUGAAUGAAAUUAUGAAAAUUGAAAAAACAGUUGGAAAUUUGGAAUCCCGCAGUCCAACGUCGCGAAGCUUAAGUAUACAGCUCCAGCUUAAUACCGACUGUUAGCAUUUGCAGCAUUUGUACACCAAGUUUGAAGUUUCAAUAAGAUUUGAUCUCUAGUAUUUACUUUUACAUGCUUUUAAACUCUUACAAUAUCGCAAAGCAGAGAAAACAUAUUUCCAACCACUGUCGUGCAGAACUUUCCUAGCCCAACAGCAUAUGUCAUUUGAUUUCUGAUUAGCUGUGGUCAAACGUAAGAAUGUCAAAGAUAAGACUAUCUGCAGAAUCUUCGAUGUUCUACCGCCAAAUUAAAGCCAAGAAAUAUUUGCAUUCAGCUGUGAGUGCACAUGACUCAUCUGCCUCAGAUCAAGAAAGCAAUGUCUCUGGAGAUAGUGAACCCAAAGAUGAUUUCGAUGGAUUCAGUCCUCAAGUGCCUCGUACAAAUACCCAAUCCAAAAUACAGAGUAUGUCAAUCAGUGCCCAAGAAAAUGCAGCAGAAUUGAACAAUCCAGAAGACGGGAAGCUCCAACCAAAACAUUCUUUCACAAGAAAACCUGCUACUAGACGUACAGCAGCAGCUGAAAAGAAGAAUCAAGAGCCCGCAUCCUUGUCGAAAAUAACUGACAAAAAAACGAAACCACCGGCUACAAAAAGAGGAAAGAAAGAAGCUGGAAACCCAACUGAUAAUGCAGCUGAACCAGCCGCGAAACGGCCUAGAGUUGCUUCUAAAAGGAAAGCUAUCUUAACGGAAAAAGCAGCUACACCCUCCACUGAAGAUGCAGACGACGACCCAACAUUACAUGAAAACAAGGGUCGUGGUCGUGGUCGUGGUCGUCCACGGAAAACUAUCUUAACGGAAGAAGCAGCUACAGCCUCCACCGAAGAUGCAGACGACGACCCAACAUUACAUGAAAAGAAGGGUCGUGGUCGUCCACGCGGUCGCCCAGAGAGAGAUGUUUCAGCUAAAUUUGUGCCUGAAACAAGUUCAAGUUCCCCUUCAAAGUCCUUAGACGACCAGAGUAGAAUGGAAGCGAAAACGCCUGAAGCUGUAAAUGACGAAGCGCACGAAAUGAUCUUGAAAACCGCAAAAAAACCCAAAGACUCAACAUUACGUGAAAACAAGGGUCGUGGUCGUGGUGGUCGUGGACGCGGUCUCCCAGAGAGAGAUGUUUCACCUGAACCUGGAACACGUUCAAGAUCUCCUACAAAGUCCUUAGAUAUCAGUCAGAAACAUAAUCUGCGUGGUAACAAGGUUUCUAGCAUUGUGGAUGAAGUAGAAACGGAUAUAUCAGCAGAAGGAUCGAAAAGUAAACCUCCAAAGUCUGCGGACCCAACAUUACGUGUUGACAACGAACAGGGUCGUGGUCGAGGUCGCGGUCGUGGUCGUCCAGAGAGAGAUCUUUCAGCUGAAUGUAUACCUGGAACAAGUUCAAGUUCCCCUACAAAGUCCUUAGACGACCAGAGUAGAGUUCAAGUUAAAACACCUGAAGCGCAUGCGAUGGUCUUGAAAACCGCAGAAAAACCCAAAGAAAGGAACUACCAUUUCUUGAGCAGCUCAGAGUCUGAAAUAGAAGACGAAGAGGACGACGAAGAUGAUUUAUUUCUUCUCAGUCGAUAUUCCUUCCAAAAAACGAAAAGUCCAAAAAAUGCAGUUCCUUUGCCCAGUUUUAAAACACCAAACACAGUCACUGACAAAGUUUCAGAAUUGGGCUCACCCAAAACUUCGAAAUUCCGUCUCUUACCUGAACCGACACCACUGCUCCGGACCACUCCCAGACGAACUACUUUGACCAUGGAAUUAUCACUGAAUAGAGUUGAACCGUCUUUGAGCGAUCCAGAAGAUGUUGCAGAUACAGAACUGUACAAGACAUCGCAACAGGAAAAUCAACUUGAGCCUUCCACUUCUCAGGCCAACGGAAAAUCAAUUGAGGAAACUCCCGUGUCAAAGAGAAGAAGUAUAUCUGAUUCUUCAAAGAAACCAUCGCCAACUAAGCGACUCCAAUCCCCUUUAAAAUCCUCGCAACAACCGAACGAUCCCGAAAACGACAUCGUUGGGAAUGAUUCUAGACUUAUUGCAAGAAAGAUUGAAGCACUACAGGAAACUAUGCUCCGAAUUGAGAAUUCAAUGAACCGCCAAUUCCCAUUAAAUUCCGCCAUUGAUCCGUCUACACUUCCAGUGCCUAACCGCAAUCUUCUACCGACUCAAUUCAAUCUGUAUUUGGCCUCACCCAGCGAUCCUGUACGAGCACAGGGUCUGUCCAACACUGAAUACAGCAUAUCGUUGGUUUAUGUACAGCCAACAAUUGUUCAUCCUCUGAAAAUUAAUAACCCGAUGAUGGUCGUGCGCCUCAAAGGAAGCGUCGAAUUUAGAAGCGAUCCACAUGCUCCAAGUCACAUUUUACUCAACUCUUCAACGAGACUUGUUGACCUCGAAGCGGGUCGUACUCUUCAUGUGGUCAACACAGGGGAAGAGGUCGCCUCAUUUGCACUUCUCGAAAUUUUUUAAUAUUGGAUUGGAUUAUUUAGUGAUUCUAUCGCAAAACGACCCUGCCACCCAUCCCCACCUUCAACCCACCCAACCCCACUCCACCCACCUCCCACUCAGGACGGAGUUGGUUGAUCAGACGGCCAAGAGUACGACCUCUGUACAGUGUAAGUGUAAGUGUUUCUUCUUCAUGACCCUCCAAUAGGUCUAAAUCGAUCGGAUUUUUGUUUAUGUCUGUAAGAUAACGUUAAUUAAUUAAUGGCAUGCAACCUAUCCUACAUGAAUCAAAUUUUCAAGGUUUUCUAUUGCUUCUUCAACAUUUGUGCAAGUACUGUAGUUUUCAGGCCAGUAGAAUAGUUUUCAUCUAAUUAAAAAGUAAAUUCCAAGAGACCAGAUUUUCAGUCUAAAAUCAUAAUGUGUAAAACAUCGUUUGGUAAUUUUUCCUUCGUCCCGUCAAAGUUGCAAAUUCCAAGGCCAGAGGAAUCGCUUUCUUGUAUCACACUGUCAAACGAAGUAAAUAUUUGAUUAAAAAGUUCGUCACAUCAAUGGGCACGACGAUUUGUGCUGAGGCGUAGUGACUGCAUUUUAUCUUGCAUCUUUUGAUCACUAUUGAAACUAAAGCCGUUGCAUUAU